Molecule: messenger RNA, 861 nt
Organism: Morchella importuna
Lineage: Eukaryota; Fungi; Ascomycota; Pezizomycetes; Pezizales; Morchellaceae
Exons: 3
Coding region: 1-861 (286 amino acids)
Biological process (GO): spindle assembly
Cellular component (GO): HAUS complex; cytosol
Source: RefSeq, a predicted model, not a curated record
AUGGCCGACUACCGCGACCUCUGGUCCCCCGCCAAAAUAUUCUCCCCAACCACCACGCGGCAGCAAUCCCAAUCCACAAAAGACUGGACCUACGCCGACCAAUGGCUGCGCACGCGCUACCACCCACGGCCCGUCCCACCCUUCGAGCGCACCCCCGACACACUGAAAGCCCUCCUCGCCCUCGCCGCCGCCAACGAAGCCGCCGAUGACGAGCGCGCCCUCGCGAAAAAGGUCAAGGAGCGCACCCUUGACGCACUGCAGAAGCGCGAUGCAGAGGCUGAGCAUCUUACGGCUGAGGGCGUCCGGGCGCUGAAUUCACUUGCACUGCUGGCGGUCGCGGUGGAUGCGGAGGGGACUGGGACGGUGGAGUUGGCAAACCAGCUGAUAACGCUCACGAAACACGAAUUCGCACUCACACAACAAUCACAGCACCUCCAGCACCUCCACACCCGUCUCGAGUCCGACCUCGCCACUCUCACCGCCUCCAUCACACGACUCACACACGGCGCCGAGUACCGCGUUCCCGCAGAGCUGGCUGCGCAGGUCGGUGAGUGGGGGCGUGCGACACGGCAUUUGGCCGGCAAGGUUGAUGACUACCGUGAGCGCCUCCAAGAUUCAGGAGGAGGGGGAGCAGGAGGUAAAGGGGGAGAGGGAACGACGGUGGAGGCGCUGAUCGAGUGCGAGAAGGAGGUGCUGGCGCUGAAGGAGCGGGUGCUGGAUUUGGAGGCGCGCGUGAAGGCGUUUCAGGGGCUGCCGCCGGAGAGGGAUUUGGCGAGGGUGGAGGUGGAGAGGGUUGAGAGGGAGCUGGCGGGGUUGGAGGAGAGGCGGGAGGCGUUGUAUGAUAAUAUGGUGGGGGGGUAG